AUGGCUAAGUUUGCUUCCAUCAUCACCAUGCUCUUUGUUGUUCUUGUUGUCUUUGCUUCUCUUGAAACACCAACAAUGGUGGAAGCAAAAUUGUGCGAGAGGCCAAGUGGGACAUGGUCAGGAGUUUGUGGAAAUAAUAACGCGUGUAAGAGUCAGUGCCAGAGACUUGAAGGAGCACGACACGGAUCUUGCAACUAUGUCUUCCCUGCUCACAAGUGUAUCUGUUACUUCAAUUGUUAA
Arabis nemorensis is the source of this 240-nucleotide messenger RNA. The record is from the annotation of a GenBank genome assembly. Lineage: Eukaryota; Viridiplantae; Streptophyta; Magnoliopsida; Brassicales; Brassicaceae.